CGGCGGCCGUGAUGACGAUGGCCGGGCCAGGAGGAAGCAAAGGGGCCCGGCUGGGCGCUGCACUGCUCGGGGCUCGGCUGAGCGGGACAGAGCAAGGCCAAGGCCGGCCGGCAGCCACAGCCAUGGCUGAGGCCGAGGACAGGAGCAUUCAUACGCAGCACAUCUCGGCCGUGCACAACGUGCCCAUGCGUGUCCUCAUCCGGCCCAUCCCGGCAGAGCUGGAGCCGGGGAAGGUGCAGAGCCUGAUGGAGACCCUGCAGGAGGAUCCUGAGCGGGUGCCCCCCAUCGACGUGCUCUGGAUCAAAGGCAGUGAGGGCGGCGAUUACUUCUACUCCUUCGGGGGCUGCCACCGCUUUGCUGCCCACCAGGCACUCCACCGGGAGACCAUCCCCGCCAAGAUCAUCCCCUCCACCCUCAGCGACCUCCGCACCUACCUCGGCUCCUCCACGCCCCACCUGCGCUAGCCCAGCGCCCCGAGGACGCCCAGCUGCCCCCUCUAUCCCUGUUGGUUCCGACCCGUGAGCCCCUGGCUAAACCGGGGCACGGCUCAACCGGGAAUAGCCGAACCGGGAUGGAACGGGCUUAACCGGGGCAUGGCUCAAGCGGGAAUGGCUGAACCGGAGCACAAUGGAACUGGGACGAGUCGCAGCUCAUUCGGGGCACAGCUGAACCGGGAAGGGGUGCAGACGAACUGGGACACAACAGAAUCAGGACUUGGGGAAGAGACACAGCCGACCCGGCAUGAUCAGUCCCCAGCCCUCCCUCAGCGACUCUGGGCUCACCUGUCGUCCCAGUCUCCGUGGGGGACAUCUCCAAAAUCCUGUGGCGGGGACACCCACUGCUGCCCCUGGAAUAAAGAUGAUCAAAACCCCUGCA
This is a messenger RNA of Hirundo rustica (Barn swallow), 876 nucleotides long. RefSeq names its product sulfiredoxin 1 (gene SRXN1). The coding region runs from base 12 to 464 and encodes 150 amino acids. The record is from RefSeq and is a predicted model, not a curated record. Gene Ontology annotation, biological process: cellular response to oxidative stress. NCBI's taxonomy places the organism in Eukaryota, Metazoa, Chordata, Aves, Passeriformes, Hirundinidae. Gene Ontology annotation, cellular component: cytoplasm. Gene Ontology annotation, molecular function: sulfiredoxin activity. The transcript is spliced from 3 exons.